Coregonus sp. 'balchen' is the source of this 18379-nucleotide messenger RNA. Lineage: Eukaryota; Metazoa; Chordata; Actinopteri; Salmoniformes; Salmonidae. The record is from the annotation of a GenBank genome assembly.
GAAACACACGCGCAUGAAGAUGUCGUGCGUUCAGUUUCACACUAUUGGGCAAAAGCGUGUCCAGUGUUGUAGCUCUAGCUUGUAGUUAGCGAUUUCUCUAUCGGGAAUUCACAACAUAGUUGUGUGACAAUGUGGACGUGUAAAGCCAUGUGGAAAAAGCUAGCCCCACUCGCCAGAGCCUCUUCAACUGUGUACCGGCAAAAUGCAAGGAGAGCAGGCAAGUAGCUAGCAACUUGCUGAUCCCUGGAUAGCCAGUUCAACUGAGACUGUGCAGUAGCAGGUUGUGUAAGCUAGCUUGCUAGCAAUACAUAUUUAAAAAAAAGUAUAUAUAUAUCACUGUAACGUUACACAACAACCCAAAAUCAAACCAUUCUUCAUAAUGUUAGCUAGCUAGGCUAUCUAGCCAGUUGACGCGAUACAAGUGCAGCAAAAUGUAAUUAGCGUGAAAAGCUAUAUAGCUAGCUAACGUUAGAUUAUCUAGCAGUAGUCUAGCUAAUCUAGAGCAUUGUCUGAAGGUCUCAAAAUCUGUUAGCUAACUAGAAACAUAUUAUCGCAUUAUGUAGACAGACGUGCUCCCCAUGUCAAUCAUAAAUGUGUGGUUAAACCUCCCCCAUGUAUUCCGCCAAGGUCGUUGCAAGAAAGCAUGUCCAGCGUGGUUACAUGGUGGGCACCGUCAGCUCAAUUUCAUUGGACCGUCAUCAUUACAUGUUUUUUUGUAGGGAAAAGUUCAGUAUAGUUAGUAAACCACCUGAGCUACUGUAGAUGUGAAUUUGGAACUUUUGAUCUCACAGUUUCAAAAUAAGUUUGGGGGCUAUUCGAAUGUUUGCAGAAAUUACAUAACUUGUGGGCUGGACUUGUAACAGUAUCAGGUGCAUAUUAAUACAUAACGUUUCUUUCAGACUGUUUAUAAUAAUAUCAAAAUGUAUCAUCCAUCAGGUGUAUAGGUAUUUUAGGAAGCCUGGCAAAAGUAUGAUUGAUCCAUGCAUCAUCAGCCAGUCAGGUUUUCUUUGCCGAUAAGGUCUUAUUGAGAACCGAUUCAUCUGAUAUGCUUAGCUAUCAUUAUGGCAUCUAAUGAUAGUUAAGCAUGUCAGAUGAAUCUGUUCCUUGUCAUCAGUUGUCACAUACAGGCUAUUUAUGUUUAAAAAAAUCCACUCAAAGGUAAUGUACUACUUGAGGUCAUGGAAAACACUAUGGCAGGAGUCCUCAACUAAGUCCUGUACAGGCUUUUGCUCCAUCCCAGCAUACCUAACACACACCUUGAUUAAUUUCAGUGUUGAACAAUGAAAGAGGACUGCCACUGGUUCCACAGGCCCACAUGUCCUCAGGAACUCCAGGGAGUGGAGGGGACAACAACUUAUACUACCUCCUGGUGGGAGCAACCUGUGUAGGGGGAGGAUUUUAUGUAAGUAAUAUGUAUCCUGCCCAGUUAUGCACUCUUUAGUUUCAGUGCAAUUUUAGACAUACUUUUGUCUAAUCAAAAUGUGAAUGAAAAGGAUUUUGAAUUUGGAUUUUAUUACUGUGAAUCAUGCUUUGUUGUGAAAAUGGUCUGUCAUGUGCACAUGGUUAGUGCUAUAGGUUAGCUUUAAAAAGUCAGGCAAAGACAUUGGACACCAUUGGUCAUUGACCUGUUUGUAGCAGAUGGCCAUUUUAGUUAACUCAAAUGGCACCAUUACCAGUCUUCAGUGCCUCAAACUGUAUGGUGCUGUAUUAAGUCUGGCCUGCAUUUGAUGUCUUGUGGGUUUUGGCGAGGCCAGAACUGUGUGGGUCACCCUAUUAUGAUAUUGUGAUAAUGUAUGGACUUGAUUCAAUGGAAUGGUUACAGUUACUGUUGUCAUUGCCCUCUUGCUUCAUGUCUUUUGACAGAGGCCUUCAGAUAGGUUUAAAUGUGUAAUGUUUUGCAUCUUCACAGGCUUACCGUACCAUCAAAGGAGACAAAGAUCGAUAUCAGGAACGAAUUGAUGAAAUUGCUUCCAGACCAAAUAAGGUAGUCCCAGAACAACCAAUGACAUACCUGACCUCAGAGGCCCCAGGUGAGCAUGUGGGACGCCUAACAUACAUAGGCAGUCUGUUGAAGUUGCAUUAUAAUUAUAAUGUCUUUACAUUUCAACAAAAUGAGCCUUGUGAUGUACAUCUUGUCUUUCAGGCGAACAAGCUGCUGAAACUCCACAAGGUGAGAAUUUUAGUUGCUUGCAGAUAACAGUCCUGUCCCCAACCCCUAUUCAUGUCCAUACAUUAACAAAUAGUCUCUCUCUGUUAUGUUUUAUUUGAAAAUGUGCAUCAUGGUGUAACGUUGGUAGUCAAGUGAGAAUCAUAAAAGGCUGAAUUAUGUUGCAUAGUCCAGAUGAUAUUCCAGAUGAAAGUAAGAUAAUUUGACCCUGUGCAUUCUUUCUAGGAUUGAGCCUAUUUUUGAGAAAUUGCAUAAACCAGUGUUCAAAACCUAGAAUAAAGGUUUAUUUGACGACUUUGCUUAGGAUGAAAAGCAUGAAGGCCUAGUUCGAUAUUUAGAUAUUUAUUGUAUAACUCUGGAAAAACACCACUAGGGGGCAUGGGUGCUUAUGUUUGGAUAUGUUUUGUAUUUGGAUGGUUGGCUCUUUUAUUUGUGACCAACUUUUAAGUUUGGGAGGCAUAGCUACUACAUUGACACGUUUUCAUGGUCAAAUAUUUAUUGUAAUUUUUUUAAGCUAUUUUAUGACAUUAUCCCUGACAUCAUGUCCCCUGUAGCUCAGUUGGUAGAGCAUGGCGCUUGCAACGCCAGGGUUGUGGGUUCGUUUCCCACAGGGGGCCAGUAUGAAAAUGUAUGCACUCACUAACUGUAAGUCGCUCUGGAUAAGAGCGGCUGCUAAAUUACUACAUUUACAUUUUAGUCAUUUAGCAGACGCUCUUAUUACUAAAAUGUCAAUGUAAAUCACACCAAUGUUACCUCUGUAUAUGCAGCACUAAUUUGGCUGUUGGCCUAUUAAUAGGUUGUGAAUUGUUUGGUAAGAGUAAAGCUAACACAUUUUUUUGACCUAGCCGUUGUCCACCAUCCUGCACUUGCCAAGGCUGCCUUUAGCUUUUCUGAGCUUGAUCCUUUAAGUUUGGAUACUGCCCUUUUAGCUGUUGGAGCACGGUAGAAGGUAGGGCCGGGAAGAUACCAGUAUUGUGAUAUUUUUUCCAUGGCAAAAAUUUAAACACUAAGCAGACCAGAACGCUUUCGUCCUUUAAAAACCUAAUUUACAGUACCAGUCACAAGUUUGGACACACCUACUCAUUCCAGGGUUUUUCUUUAUUUUUUACUAUUUUCUACAUUGUAGAAUAAUAAUGAAGACAUCAAAACUAUGAAAUAACACAUAUGGACUCAUGUAGUAACCAAAAAAGUGUUAAACAAAUCAAAAUAUAUUUUAUAUUUGAGAUUCUUCAAAUAGCCACCCUUUGCCUUGAUGACAGCUUUGCACACGCUUGGCAGUCUCUCAACCAGCUUCACCUGGAAUGUUUUUCCAACAGUCUUGAAGUAGUUCCCACAUAUGCUGAGCACUUGUUGGCUGCUUUUCCUUCACUCUGCCGUCCGACUCAUCCCAAACCAUCUCAAUUGGGUUGAGGUCGGGGGAUUGUGGAGGCCAGGUCAUCUGAUGCAGCACUCCAUCACUCUCCUUCUUGGUAAAAUAGCCCUUACACAGCCUGGAGGUGUGUUGGGUAAUUGUCCUGUUGAAAAACAAAUGAUAGUCCCACUAAACCCAAACCAGAUGGGAUGGUGUAUCGCUGCAGAAUGCUGUGGUAGCCAUGCUGGUUAAGUGUGCCUUGAAUUCUAAAUAAAUCACAGACAGUGUCACCAACAAAGCUCCCCCACACCAUAACACCUCCUCCUCCAUGCUUUACGGCGGGAAAUACACGUGGAGAUAAUCCGUUCACCCACAACGCGUCUCACAAAGACACCGGUCUAAUGCUCGUGUUUCUUGGCCCAAGCAGGUCUCUUCUUAUUGGUGUCCUUUAGUAGUGGUUUCUUUGCAGCAAUUCGACCAUGAAGGCCUAAUUCACACAGUCCCCUCUGAACAGUUGAUGUUGAGAUGUGUCUGUUACUUGAACUCUGUGAAGCAUUGAUUUGGGCUGCAAUUUCUGAGGCUGGUAACCCUAAUGAACUUAUCCUCUGCAGCAGAGGUAACUCUGGUCUUCCAUUCCUGUGGCGGUCCUCAUGAGAGCCAGUUUCAUCAUAGCGCUUGAUGAUUUUUGCGACUGCACUUGAAGAAACUUUCAAAGUUCUUGAAAUGUUUCGUAUUGACUGACCUACAUGUCUUAAAGUAAUGAUGGACUGUCGUUUCUCUUUGCUUAUUUGAGCUGUUCUUGCCAUAAUAUGGACUUGGUCUUUUACAAAAUAGGGCUAUCUUCUGUAUACCACCCCUACCUUGUCACAACACAACUGAUUAGCUCAAACACAUUAAGAAGGACAGAAAUUCCACAAAUUAACUUUUAAGAAGGCACACCUGUUAAUUGAAAUGCAUUCCAGGUGACUACCUCAUGAAGCUGGUUGAGAGAAUGCCAAGAGUGUGCAAAGCUGUCAUCAAGGCAAAGGGUGGCUAUUUGAAGAAUCUCAAAUAUAAAAUAUAUUUGGAAUUGUUUAACACUUUUUGGGUUACUACAUGAGUCCAUGUGUUAUUUCAUAGUUUUGAUGUCUUCACUAUUAUUCUACAAUGUAAAAAUAAAGAAAAACCCUUGAAUGAGUAGGUGUGUCCAAACUUUUGACUGGUAGUGUAUGUAAAAUAUUGUGUACUUUAGCUUGGAAAAUAAAUAAAUGUGACUCUGGAUGACAACAUAAUGAUGUUUGUUUGCAACAUUAGGGCUGUUUUCCAAAGAAGUGAAAUCCGCUUCGUGUUUUGUUUCCUUGCAACGAUAUUAACGAGUAUCGCGAUACUGGUAUCGUCUCAGCCCUAGUAGAAGGCCUCUAGCUACUAGUGUUGAUUUUGCAUGUCAUCUCUCACCGUGAAGAGACCUUUGAGGAGGUUUUUGAGCAGGGUUCUGGCUCUGAGCCUAUAGCAGCUGAGAGUGAAGCCCCGCUUUCAGCUGUGGAGGAGAGCUCCCCACCCCCAGAGGAACCUACCCCCUGUGAAACAACGGAACUAUCUCCAGGUUCUAUAUAUAGAUUAUAGCUUUUCAUAUAUGUAUAUUCCUCCGUCACAUGUCUUGAACUUCCGAAAGCAUUCACACCCCAUUAUGUGUAUGGGCAAUUCCACAGUAACCGAGUGAUGCUGAGGUAACAGUGAUGCUGGGUUUUGUUUGGCAUACAUUUUAAAGUGAAAAGUCUCAGCAUCACUCUGAUACCUUGGAAUUGCGUGUAUAGAGGUGCUUAAGUUCAGAGACUGAGAACUAGCCUAUCUAGUUCUCUCUGUCCUGACUGCAUGUCCCGAGUGUUGCACGGGCCGUUUUCCUGUAUAACCUCAAACUUGGAUCAACUCCGGGUACACUGUGUAGGUUACUCAUCUGACCUUGUUAUGUGACAGCACGGGUUCUGGAACUCUACUCACAUGCCCCGCCAUACCAUGUCCUUGAAUGUAAUGUGUACUAUUUCAAACGUAUAGCUAGGAUGGGACAAUUGAAUGUAACAAUUAGAUGGGACAGGUUAUUUAUCCUGUUGCCUAGUCACUUUAUUCCUACCUACAGUGGGGAAAAAAAGUAUUUAGUCAGCCACCAAUUGUGCAAGUUCUCCCACUUAAAAAGAUGAGAGAGGCCUGUAAUUUUCGUCAUAGGUACACGUCAACUAUGACAGACAAAUUGAGAAAAAAAAUUCCAGAAAAUCACAUUGAAGGAUUUUUAAUGAAUUUAUUUGCAAAUUAUGGUGGAAAAUAAGUAUUUGGUCAAUAACAAACGUUUCUUAAUACUUUGUUAUAUACCCUUUGUUGGCAAUGACACAGGUCAAACGUUUUCUGUAAGUCUUCACAAGGUUUUCACACACUGUUGCUGCUAUUUUGGCCCAUUCCUCCAUGCAGAUCUCCUCUAGAGCAGUGAUGUUUUGGGGCUGUCGCUGGGCAACACAGACUUUCAACUCCCUCCAAAGAUUUUCUAUGGGGUUGAGAUCUGGAGACUGGCUAGGCCACUCCAGGACCUUGAAAUGCUUCUUACGAAGCCACUCCUUCGUUGCCCGGGCGGUGUGUUUGGGAUCAUUGUCAUGCUGAAAGACCCAGCCACGUUUCAUCUUCAAUGCCCUUGCUGAUGGAAGGAGGUUUUCAAUCAAAAUCUCACGAUACAUGGCCCCAUUCAUUCUUUCCUUUACACGGAUCAGUCGUCCUGGUCCCUUUGCAGAAAAACAGCCCCAAAGCAUGAUGUUUCCACCCCCAUGCUUCACAGUAGGUAUGGUGUUCUUUGGAUGCAACUCAGCAUUCUUUGUCCUCCAAACACGACGAGUUGAGUUUUUACCAAAAAGUUAUAUUUUGGUUUCAUCUGACAUUCUCCCAAUCCUCUUCUGGAUCAUCCAAAUGCACUCUAGCAAACUUCAGACAGGCCUGGACAUGUACUGGCUUAAGCAGGGGGACACGUCUUGCACUGCAGGAUUUGAGUCCCUGGCGGCGUAGUGUGUUACUGAUGGUAGGCUUUGUUACUUUGGUCCCAGCUCUCUGCAGGUCAUUCACUAGGUCCCCCUGUGUGGUUCUGGGAUUUUUGCUCACCAUUCUUGUGAUCAUUUUGACCCCACGGGGUGAGAUCUUGCGUGGAGCCCCAGAUCGAGGGAGAUUAUCAGUGGUCUUGUAUGUCUUCCAUUUCCUAAUAAUUGCUCCCACAGUUGAUUUCUUCAAACCAAGCUGCUUACCUAUUGCAGAUUCAGUCUUCCCAGCCUGGUGCAGAUCUACAAUUUUGUUUCUGGUGUCCUUUGACAGCUCUUUUGUCUUGGCCAUAGUGGAGUUUGGAGUGUGAAUGUUUGAGGUUGUGGACAGGUGUCUUUUAUACUGAUAACAAGUUCAAACAGGUGCCAUUAAUACAGGUAACGAGUGGAGGACAGAGGAGCCUCUUAAAGAAGUAGUUACAGGUCUGUGAGAGCCAGAAAUCUUGCUUGUUUGUAGGUGACCAAAUACUUAUUUUCCACCAUAAUUUGCAAAUAAAUUCAUUAAAAAUCCUUCAAUGUGAUUUUCUGGAAUUUUUUUUCUCAAUUUGUCUGUCAUAGUUGACGUGUACCUAUGACGAAAAUUACAGGCCUCUCUCAUCUUUUUAAGUGGGAGAACUUGCACAAUUGGUGGCUGACUAAAUACUUUUUUCCCCCACUGUAUAUGUACAUAUCUACCUCAAUUACCUCGUACCCCUGCACAUCGACUCAGUACUGGUACCCCGUGUAUAUAGCCAAGUUAUUGUUACUCAUUGUGUAGUUAUUCCUUAUUAUUUUUCUAUUAUUUAUAUUUUAUUCUCUCUGCAGUGUUGGUAAGGGCCCGUAAACAUUUCACUGUUAGUCUACACCUGUUGUUUACGAAGCAUGUGACAAAUACAUUUACAUUUUGAUUUGAUUUGGUGGGGGCAUAGUCAUUGGAGUUUGUCGGCUACAUAUUGAUGUCCGUUGGUUGACAGAAUACCUAGCCCACAAGUCCAUGAUUGUGAAUGGAUCUCUUCCUGUCUCACAUUUUCUGUAUCAAUCAUUUUAAUAGUUAAAAAUCUUUACUAAUACCACAUUCUUUCCUAAUUCUGCAUCAUUUCCGGUUAUAACUAUUGGAUGUUAUGGAGAUGCUCGGUUUUAUUGCAUAUUGUUGAAACUGCAUUUUGUGUCUGUUAUAUUGCAUAUGUUUUGCCUUAAUGUUCUGGUUGUGUUAAUUUAGGGAGGCAGACCCUCACCUUUACAGUUGACUCCUCUUUAAAGUCCUUUGAGCUGCCUCCUUCAUAUCAAAUGGAGAAGAGCUGAAACCAGUGCAGCACAUUUUCAAGCAUUCCAUUUUUGUACCACUCCUCUUACCUUUACAGUCAUGCCUGCUAACAGAGAUUGCACCCCCAUUUUAGUCGAAUCAAUGCUUGGCCUGUAAGUAUCAUAGUAGACCCCCAGAAGAAUGUGAAGACUCCAGAAGAGUUGAAGAUAUAUUUUUUGCUCUUUAAUGUCACUGAUGUGAAGAAGCUUUUUUAAAUAAUUUUGUUCAAAUACAUAGAAACGUCCCCUGACGUUGCUGCAGUGGAAUCAGAGGAGCCUCCUGCCACGCCAGAGGCUGAGAUUGGUAAGGCAUGAUUGCAUGGAUGAAGAAGGCAGGCCCUCCGCUCCCAUAGGUUUUUAAUGUGGAGUUCAUCCUAUAAUCAUGGACUAUGGAUUGCCACCCACAGCACCUGAACCGGUGGUAGAACCAGCCCCUGAAGAAUCAGUAGGGACGCCUGCUGCUGAACCAGUAGUUGAAAGUGGUAAGAUCUGACUUCAUGGAAGAUAGAAGUUUUAAUCUUUAUUUGAAUGGAAAUGGAAAGAGUUUGUAAUUUCUAUUUUUUUAUGGACCUAUACUAACAGAAGCAGCACCUUUAGCUGAAUCCGUCCCAGAAGAAGCAGUGGAGCGGCCAAGUGCUCCAGCUCUGAGUGGUAAGGGCUUUGGCCAAUAAAGUUUUUUUUAAUGAAGUCACUAGUUACUAGCCAAAUUAAUAAGCAGUUGCAUUUUAAAUAUACCAUUGUGCUAAACAGAACCUUCAGUGGAACCGUCCCCCAUAGAGGUUACAGAAGAGCCUCUUGCUCCCAUUGUGGAGAGUGGUAAGCCCUCAGACCAGUGCAUGGAAAAAUGAAUCCAUAUUUUCAAUGAUCAAAAUUGAUUUUGCCUAACGCUUUGGUUAUACUAACAGAACCAGCACCAGUAGCAGAAAGCCCUCCUGCAGAAACAGCAGAGCCGCAAACUACGACUGAGACAGAGAGUGGUAAGACCUGAGUCUAGCCUCUGCUGGAGUGGGGGGGCAGACAGACAACACAGCACUAUGGUUUUCCCUGUUAACACAAUAUGGUUACUCGCAACACAUCUCCUAUUUAUUUAUUAAUAUACUGUUGAUGGUUACCUUGAUUUUAAUGUUCUCCUCCCCUGUUAAGGUUACUUGUUGUGGUGUGUGUUUGGAUCCUGGUAAUGCUAAGUGAUAAAGCUCUCACAUGGAUGGAUAACAAUUCACUUUUGUUUUUCCUUGACACCAUUUUAAUCCCUCUUCCCUUUUAAGGUUACUUGUGCUGAAGUAUUUGGUCAUUGUACGACUAAACGAUAGUCUCCUACACAUGGUUCUGGUGUUUUUAGACUAGAGGUUUUCUGCUGUACAGCAGGAUGCAGCAUGCUUGGGGUCUACCUCUGAAUAAGUCCACAGUAUCAGAUCAUGUAAUGGUUUUACCUCUCUUUGCUGUCCUAGCUCCAGCUGCGGAACCUGCAACCAUUGCAGCUGCCGAGGUCCCUGCACCCACCCCUGUAGGGUUUCCCUCACAUGCCCCCUACCUCUUGAUUGGCGGAGGCACGGCCUCCUUCGCUGCAGCACGCUCCAUCAGGGCCAGGGACCCAGGAGCCAGGGUUAGUGGGCUUCUCUCUGUUGUUUAUCUAUGGAUUGACCAAUAAUUUAGCAAGCGGUGUUAUGAUAAGUAGUCCGAUUCUGGUUUGAGUCUGGAAAAAUAAGGCAGUCCUACCUUGUGUUGAUUUCUUUGAUAAGUCCCUUUUAAUUCCUUAACCAAAACAAAUUUUUGUUUUGAUAUCUGUCCACAGGUAUUGAUUAUCACUGAUGAACCAGACCUUCCAUACAUGAGGCCUCCUCUCUCCAAGGAGCUGUGGUUCUCUGAUGAUUCCAGUGUGGUUGACACCCUGCGCUUCAAACAGUGGAACGGCAAGGAGAGGAGGUGUGUGUGUGUGUGUGUGCUCACACUGUUAACAGUCAACUUAACAUUCUCAUGGACACAAUCUUAUGCAACAUUCCUGUGUUAAUGCAUGUUUAUUUCUGGUUUUCAGCAUCUACUUCCAGCCUCCCUCAUUCUACAUCAGUCCUCAGGAUUUGGAGAAAGUGGAGAAUGGAGGAGUGGCUGUGCUCACUGGGAAAAAGGUUGGUGCUUUUUGUAUUUAUAGCAAGCAUUCUGGUCUUGAGCUAUUUUCCAUACAAUUGAACAAUGUCUUACAUUUAAUUACUUAUGCUAUCUUUUUCCUAACAAUACUUUUUCAGUUUAGUUAAAGGAUUUAUCAAACCUUGGAGAAUGCAAUGGACAGCACCCCAAGGAUACUCUUCAAUAAUUAACUUAUUUGUGAAUGAUUUAUUGGUGAAUUCAUUAUCAAACAGUAUCAUUUGAGUGCUGACCAUUUCACUCAAUGUAUUUUACUAAGGAGAAUCCAAUGUUUUUUUGUUUUUUUUUAAAUCAAACCUUCCCCAAUUUUCUCCAGGUGGUGCACAUGGAUGUGAGGGGAAACAAAGUGACACUGAGUGACAACACUGAGAUCUCCUAUGAUAAGUGCCUGAUUGCCACAGGUAAACCAUGAUGAUAAAUACAGUUUAUCGAGUGCAUCAGUUUAGUUACUGACUUGGAUGUGACAUUCACAACAGGCGAUGACUCGUAGACUGAACAGCAAUUAAUUGAAGCUUUUCUCUUAAGGUGGAGUCCCAAGGAAUCUGCAAGUGAUUGAGAGAGCCGGAGAAGAGGUGACAAAGAGGACUACACUGUUUAGAAAGGUAAACACAUUGCCUUCAAAUCUGAUGUUAUGAAAAGUGUGGGCAGUAGCCACAAGACGAUGAUGCGUUAAUUAGAUGUAGGUGUUUGGUACCACUGACAACAACAUGCUGAAGCUAGCAUAGUGUUAGGUAGGGGCUGUUAUGGUAGUUAUCUUCAGGGACUGCACGACAUGAUGGGGCCAUACUUGCGAACAUUAGAAAAAGUUAAACUUUAAACGGUUUCUCAGUCUCAAAAUGCGCAUCAUCCAAUUAAAAUUGUUAAUUUACUUGCACGUGAUAGAACGCUACAUUCAGGCUGGUCCCAUCAGAUAACCUGGCACACGAUUGAUGCUAUUUGGAGUUUAUGCAUCACAAGCCUGAAUUACAUGAUUUAUUUCAUGUUUUGUGAAAAACUAGUGAAUAAUGUCCAUCAUUCAAGAUGACAGUGCCAGCAAGUAUGUUUUUUUUUUUUACCAUUCGAAUCCACCUUUUGAAAAGGCUUUUUUGCUAUCAUCCCUAGGUUGAAGAUUUCAAAGCAUUGGAUAAGGUCUCCAGGUACACCAAAUCCAUCACCAUCAUUGGAGGAGGGUUCUUGGGGAGUGAGCUGGCCUGUGCCCUAGGCAGGAGAUGUAAGUUAAGACCACUGUCUGAAUCAAGGAAGAAAUGACACUAUGACUGAACCAACACUUACCACAGUCAAAUGCCCCUUUGUAAGGUGUCUGUCUGUCCAUCUUCCAUCCUCCCAGCUGCUGAUUCUGAUCUGGAGGUAAUCCAGAUGUUCCCUGAGAAGGGCAACAUGGGGAAGGUGCUGCCUGAGUAUCUGAGUAACUGGACAACAGCCAAAGUCAAGAGUGGUAAGAAGGAGGGAAAACUCUUAAAGAGAUUCUCCUGUACUUUUUUAUACUUUUUAGCCAAUAGUUCUGAAAGUAGCGCUCACGAGCCAAACGUUGGCCCUGAAAGUUGUGUACUUUGUCAUCACAUCAUUGUUCUCGAACCUGUGUAGUAUGCACAAAGAGAAUAAAAAAUGUGUGGUGUUCAUGAGCUGUGCACGUGCUUGGCCUCACCCCACAACCUCAUUGGACAAUGCUGUGCCGAUCUGAUCCCGCCUCCCACUUUAACCUUGCCACCUCAUUGGACAUCAUUCCACCUGCCAAUCAACAUUGUCCCUCAAGGCUUUGUUGUGGCUAAUUCCUGUUGUUGUACAGACCAGUAUGGCAAGCCACUGAUUGUGAUAAUGUAAUUUAUACAAUGGAAAAGUUAUAACCUACUUACAGUAUAUGUUUGCAUCAAAUUACCUACUCCUUUUAAAGUUGUGUAAUGAUUAUAUAUAGGACUAGUAUUUGUCUACGUGAUGAAUGGUGAUUGCUGGCAAUCAACUGCAGUUUUGGAUUAUCAUGGAAUACCUGCUGCGUCCACGUAUAAGGGCAAAAGGUGGAGGGACAUGAUUAUUUGAUUGGGAUGGAUGGUUGAAACAACAAAGGUAGGGCGAUAUUUUCUUAUCUAAAAAGUAAGUGGGUGAAAGUUUGCAGUAUAUAUUUCUCUAGCGUAUCAACUAUAUGAUUUCGCGCCUGGUAAAAACCUUAGUCUAUUGAGCAAUAUAUUCCAAAAUUCGAACAAAAUACACCAGCGACAACAUUUAUGAGAGUGUUUCUGAUCGAGUUGACAAUUGUCUCCUAAUGUAUUUGUCUGGCUACAAUGCCAUCUGUAGUGCACAUAUUUCUCUGCUUGCUUCCAGAGAAAUGUAGGCUAUUGAAAGAUACAUUAAAUUAUAACCGAAGUCUAAUAGAUCUAACUUAAAAUGUUCAAAUGUUUUCUAACUUAGGAUGCAUGGAUUUGAUCGAUGUAUUCUAUGUAUUUUCGCAGUUAUCAAAAUAAUUAAUGUUAAAGUCACGUAGCCAGCCAAUCCCCCUUGCUACAGAGCGCCCGUUCACUACAUGACAUGAACGAGUGCAUGUCACGUGCACUAAAUGAUGGCAGGUUAGAAUGUAGAUGGUUUAUUAUGCAUGUAUGCCAUACAUUGACAAAAACAGUAGGUUACAAAAAUAACGAGGUGGUUUUCAAACCUCCGGAACACAUCUUUAUCUUUGUUUCACUAAUGAACUGUAUAUGGGAGCUUCUACUCUGUAGAAAUUACUGAGACAGCCAUUGCCAACCUCGCCUGAUGGAUAAAUUGUUAAAGAGAAGUAACAUUUUUAAAGAUAAGUUAUUUAUACUGAACCUCAUCUCUUGCCUUUACAGAGGGAGUGAAGGUCAUCACAGAAGCGUUGGUAAAAGGUGUAAGCUACAAAGAUGGCAAAGUGGAGAUCAAACUGAAGGAUGGUCGUGUGGUGAAGACGGACCAUAUUGUUGCAGCUGUUGGGCUUGAUCCCAGUGUAGAGCUGGCCAAGUCAGCAGGUCUGGAGGUAGACUCUGACUUUGGGGGCUAUCGGGUCAACGCAGAACUGCAGGCUAGGUCCAAUAUAUGGGUGGUAAGAACAAAUUCAAGCGGUUCUCUUUGGAUGCUACUGGGCAGUUCCACUGUAACAGAGUGAUGCUGAGACUCACAUUUUUCACUUAAAAUGUAUGUCAAACAAAAACCAAUGAUUUCAAAGUUAAACAAACCAUAAAACUCUAUGCACAAGGACUACUUUUAAUAAUUUCAGUUUAAUCUGAAAUGUCAAUUCUCCGUAAAGAAGAGCUCCCCGAUUUGAAAGUUUGAUAACAUCUCAUAAGUUAUGCAUCCUUUACUCUCAUUUUCAAGCACACGGAAACUAUAAAAAUGUCUUGUCAUUUAUGUGGCAUGACUAUGUAGGCCACUGUUGUGAUCCUUUGUGUCUCCUGUUUACAGGCAGGUGAUGCAGCGUGCUUCUAUGACAUCAGACUGGGCCGCAGGCGAGUGGAGCACCAUGACCAUGCAGUUGUGAGCGGCAGGCUAGCCGGAGAGAACAUGACGGGAGCCAACAAGCCCUACUGGCAUCAGUCCAUGUUCUGGUAUGAGUCAUAUUAUUCAGUUUCCAUGUCAGUAGUUGUCAGUCGGUGAUUCCCAAACCAGCCCCUCGCCCCUACCAACUCGCUUGGAGGGCCCUCUGUUGUUAUGUGCUGCGUGACACACUUGUGACUUGAAUGAUGCAAUUCAUGUUCAACAUUUGCCAAAAGCAAUACACCCUGCAUCCCACUGCUGGCUUGCCUCUGAAGCUAAGCAGGGUUGAUCCUGGGUGGGAGACCAGAUGCUGCUGGAAGGGGUUUUGGAGGGCCAGUAGGAGGCACUCUUUCCUCAGGUCCUAAUCAUCCCCAGCUUCCAAUUGGCUCAUUCACCCCCCCUCCUCUCCCCUGUAACUAUUCACCAGGUUGUUGCUGUAAAUGACAUGUGUUCUCAGUCAACUUACCUGGUAAAAUAAAACGAGCCUGAAAUUCAAAUAGAAAAUGUCCCCACACACACACACAGUUUUAGAAAACCUAGUCAUUCAAGGGUUUUUUCUUUAUUUUUACUAUUUUCUACAUUGUAGAAUAAUAGUGAAGACAUCAAAACUAUGAAAUAACACAUAUGGAAUCAUGUAGUAACCAAUAAAGUAUUAAACAAAUGAAAAUAUAUUUUAUAUUUGAGAUUCUUCAAAUAGCCACCCUUUGCCUUGAUGACAGCUUUGCACACUCUUGGCGUUCUCUCAACCAGCUUCAUGAGGUAGUCACCUGGAAUGCAUUUCAAUUAACAAGUGUGCCUUAAAAGUUAAUUUGUGGAAUUUCUUUCCUUCUUAAUGCGUUUGAGCCAAUCAUUUGUGUUGUGACAAGGUAGGGGGGUUAUACAGAAGAUAGCCCUAUUUGGUAAAAGACCAAGUCCAUAUUAUGGCAAGAACAGCUCAAAUAAGCAAAGAGAAACGACAGUCCAUCAUUACUUUAAGACAUGAAGGUCAGUCAAUACGGAACAUUUCAAGAACUUUGAAAGUUUCUUCAAGUGCAGUCGCAAAAAUCAUCAAGCGCUAUGAUGAAACUGGCUCUCAUGAGGACCGCCACAGGAAUGGAAGACCCAGAGUUACCUCUGCUGCAGAGGAUAAGUUCAUUAGGGUUACCAGCCUCAGAAAUUGCAGCCCAAAUCAAUGCUUCACAGAGUUCAAGUAACAGACACAUCUCAACAUCAACUGUUCAGAGGGGACUGUGUGAAUUAGGCCUUCAUGGUCGAAUUGCUGCAAAGAAACCACUACUAAAGAACACCAAUAAUAAGAAGAGACCUGCUUGGGCCAAGAAGCACAAGCAAUGGACAUUAGACCGGUGGAAAUGUGUCCUUUGGUCUGGAGUCCAAAUUGGAGAUUUUUGGUUCCAACCGCCGUGUCUUUGUGAGACGCGGUGUGGGUGAACGGAUGAUGUGUAUUUCCCGCCGUAAAGCAUGGAGGAGGAUGUGUUAUGGUGUGGGUUGCUUUGCUGGUGACACUGUCUGUGAUUUUAUUUAGAAUUCAAGGCACACUUAAACAGCAUGGCUACCACAGCAUUCUGCAGCAAUACGUCAUCCCAUCUGGUUUGGGCUUAGUGGGACUAUCAUUUGUUUUUCAACAGGGCAAUGACCCAACACACCUCCAGGCUGUGUAAGGGCUAUUUUACCAAGAAGGAGAGUGAUGGAGUGCUGCAUCAGAUGACCUGGCCUCCACAAUCCCCCGACCUCAACCCAAUUGAGAUGGUUUGGGAUGAGUCGGACCGCAGAAUGAAGGAAAAGCAGCCAACAAGUGCUCAGCAUAUGUGGGAACUACUUCAAGACUGUUGGAAAAGCAUUCCAGGUGAAGCUGGUUGAGAGAAUGCCAAGAGUGUGCAAAGCUGUCAUCAAGGCAAAGGGUGGCUAUUUGAAGAAUCUCAAAUAAAAUCUAUUUUAAUUUCUUUAACACUUUUUUUUGGUUACUACAGUUGUCAAAAGUUUGACACAAGUAUUGGUCUUCACAAAGUUUGCUGCUUCAGUGUUUUUAGAUAUUUUUGUCAGAUGUUACUAUGGUAUACUGAAGUAUAAUUACAAGCAUUCCAUAAGUGUCAAAGGCUUUUAUUGACAAUUACAUUAAGUUUAUGCAAAGAGUCAAUAUUUGCAGUGUUGACCCUUCUUUUUCAAGAUCUCUGCAAUCAGCCCUGGCAUGCUGUCAAUUAACUGCUGGGCCACAUCCUGACUGAUGGCAGCCCAUUCUUGCAUAAUCAAUGCUUGGAGUUUGUCAGAAUUUGUGGGUUUUUGUUUGUCCACCCGCCUCUUGAGGAUCGACCACAAGUUCUCAAUGGGAUUAAGGUCUGGGGAGUUUCCUGGCCAUGGACCCAAAAUGUCGAUGUUUUGUUCCCCAAGCCACUUAGUUAUCACUUUUGCCUUAUGGCAAGGUGCUCCAUCAUGCUGGAAAAGGCAUUGUUUGUCACCAAACUGUUCUUGGAUGGUUUGGGAGAAGUUGCUCUCGGAGGAUGUGUUGGUACUAUUCUUUAUUCGUGGCUGUGUUCUUAGGCAUAAUUGUGAGUGAGCCCACUCCCUUGGCUGAGAAGCAACCCCACACAUGAAUGGUCUCAGGAUGCUUUACUGUUGGCAUGACACAGGACUGAUGGUAGCGCUCACCUUGUCUUCUCCGGACAAGCUUUUUUCCGGAUGCCCCAAACAAUCGGAAAGGGGAUUCAUCAGAGAAAAUGACUUUACCCCAGUCCUCAGCAGUCCAAUCCCUGUACCUUUUGCAGAAUAUCAGUCUGUCCCUGAUGUUUUUCCUGGAGAGAAGUGGCUUGCAGAUAACCAUGGUUAACAGAGGAAGAACAAUGAUUUCAAGCACCACCCUCCUUUUAAAGCUUCCAGUCUGUUAUUCUAACUCAAUCAGCAUGACAAAGUGAUCUCCAGCCUUGUCCUCGUCAACACACUCACCUGUGUUAACGAGAUAAUCACUGACAUGAUGUCAGCUGGUCCUUUUGUGGCAGGACUGAAAUGCAGUGGAAAUGUUUUUGGGGGAUUAAGUUCAUGUUCAUGGCAAAGAGGGACUUUGCAAUUCAUCUGAUCACUCUUCAUAACAUUCUGGAGUAUAUGCAAAUUGCCAUCAUAAAAACUGAGGCAGCAGACUUUGUGAAAAUUAAUAUUUGUGUCAUUCUCAACUUUUGACCACGACUGUACAUGAUUCCGUAUGUGUUAUUUCAUAGUUUUGAUGUCUUCACUAUUAUACUAUUAAAAAUAGUACAAAUAAAGAAAAACCGUUGAAUGAGUAGGUGUGUCCAAACUUUUGACUGGUUGUGUGUAUGUGUAUAUAUAUAUAUAUAUAUAUAUAUAUCAGUAACAGUGAAACAUUUAAUUUGGGAGGUAUUUUGUAUGCGUGUGUCAAGCCUCGAAAUCAGACACAAACAAAUACAGGUGGCUCAUAAUUAGGCACGCCUCUUCAUUCUUUUGUGUGAAAUUGCGCAAUCUAAAAAAAACAACACAGUGCGUUAUGGGAUACCACUUAACUCUGAAGCCGGCAGCGUAGCUGGCUCAGUCAGUGGCUAUUGGAGGGUCUAAUGGCCCCUACACCCUCCAUAAUUUUCACUCCCUCAGCUUUGGGAUGCUUGCGCAUAUGGCAGAGGCGCGUGUGAACGCGCAAAUGGAGGGGCGGGGGAAAGGGAAGGGGAUAAUUUGAGAUUCAGCCAGUGAUUCCCUCUCCUUUGACCUCUGACCCCUGACUAUGUAUAUCAUGUCCUAUUGUGUUCCACAGGAGUGACCUGGGGCCUGAUGUAGGCUAUGAGGCCAUUGGGAUAGUAGACAGUAGCCUUCCAACUGUUGGAGUGUUUGCCAAAGCCACUGCUAAGGACACCCCCAAAGCUGCCACAGAGAAGUCCGGUAUGACCUUCCACAAUAUACUGAUUUACCGUCAACAUCUGAUUCUACAGAAGGACCUCUGUGUACUUUACAAAUCAAUAAUAAAUAUUUAAUAUCCCCCCAAAACAAUUGAUUUGAAGACAUAGACUGAGCGUCUUUCCUCUGAUUGCUGUAGGAACUGGAAUCCGUUCGGAGAGUGAGACUGAGGGGACGGCCAGUAGCCCUGUAGCCUCCUCUUCCCCUGCACCCCCUCCAGUACUCCAGCAGAAGGACGACUAUGGGAAAGGAGUGAUCUUCUAUCUGCGAGACAAAGUGGUGGUGGGCAUUAUCCUGUGGAACGUGUUCAACAGAAUGCCCGUCGCAAGGAAGGUGAGAACCGUCACAAAUGUCGGAGGAUAAAUAUUUUCUCUGUUCUAACGUUUAUUGUCACUAAAGUGAAGUUCAAAACAGAGUUAAAUAUAGACUGAUUUGCUUUGCAUUCUUGUCUUUGCAGAUCAUCAAAGAUGGAGAGGAACACGCAGAUCUGAAUGAAGUGGCUAAGCUCUUCAACAUUCACGAGGACUGAGUCUUCUCUACUCUGAGGAGGCUGAGCCUAUGCUGGGAGACGUAUGCUGUCACUACUCAUAAAGGGUUUGAACUUUCACAGUCAUUGCCAGGCUUUGGCAGACCCUAAUAUGAUGAUGCACUUGAAAAGAAAAGGGAGACUCUGGACACAUCUACUCUGUACAUGUACGUUUCAUGUCGCUGGAAUAUUUUCAUACAUUGGUAAUUUAUAUCACAUGCAUCUGUUUUUUUCUUUACUAUUGAAGAUGGUGAAUAUAAAUAUUCACCCUGUCUAUCUGUCUAAUCAUUCUAUGGUAUGAAUGUUGCAUUUUGUGAUCAAGGAGAAAUUGUCCAUCCCGGGAAUACAGGUGACGGUGUACAAAGUACAAACAGCAUACUGUUACGUGGAGGUUGUUUUUCAGUGUGAUCAGAGCAGCUCAUUAUGUUAAAGGCUGCAAUAAAAAUAUUUUGAAAUUAUCCUACAAUUUGCAUUAUUAUGUCCAAAGAUGUGACCAC